AUGCUCGACACAGGCAAAAGUUCCACCGGAAAAGUGAGUGAAGAAGAGGAAGAUUACCAUGAACGAAGCAUAAACAAAAUCAAGGACAUGACUCAAGCCACAGAUCUGGGAUCUAAACCAGACUGGAAGAUACAAGAACCCUUUGGGACACUGAAAAAAGCUAUGUCCAGCGGCACAAUCGAAGGACCACCAAGGAGAAUGGUGUUAAAGACCCACCCAAGGAGACAACCUACUAAUCUGGGGUGCGGGGAUUACGAUGAAUGGACGCCUGACCGCCGAAGAACACAACAGUCUACCGAAGAGCAGUUCGGCCCCCACUUGAGAGCAGAUGAACAGUCGACAAGAAUGCCUAACCAGCGGAUCGAGCAAGUAGCAAUAAAGUACGUGGAGAGAUACCCAAAUGCAUCAGAGAAGAGGAUUGCACUAAGUAGGAAGAUGGUAAGGGGCUGUCCAAAAAUGGAGAAGUUGGGGGAAACUAAGAGUUCGCGUCAUCAUAAGAUCCACCCAUCGAAUGAAGAUUGGAUCGAUGGAGACCUAUUUAGCGAUCUGUCCAAUAUGGUUCUCGGAGGUGGGCUUGAUCCAGAGUUGGAGGAGACAAUUCUUUUAAAUGCAACAAAGAAGGCCUUCCAUCCCAGGAUGUUGGAAGGGAAAUGA
Messenger RNA from Ilex paraguariensis (yerba mate), 654 nucleotides. Lineage: Eukaryota; Viridiplantae; Streptophyta; Magnoliopsida; Aquifoliales; Aquifoliaceae. The record is from the annotation of a GenBank genome assembly.